This is a messenger RNA of Helianthus annuus (common sunflower), 688 nucleotides long. RefSeq lists its product as uncharacterized. The coding region runs from base 102 to 488 and encodes 128 amino acids. NCBI's taxonomy places the organism in Eukaryota, Viridiplantae, Streptophyta, Magnoliopsida, Asterales, Asteraceae. The record is from RefSeq and is a predicted model, not a curated record. The transcript is spliced from 5 exons.
UUAGUGUGCAUAUAUAGACUAUCAUCAAGUGACACUAUAUAUACAUACAACUACCCCUCAAAAGAUCAAAUUAUUUGAAAUUGUUCUAAAGAACUUAGAAAAUGGGUUCUCUAAUGGCAGGUUGGGGAUCACAUGUUCAUGAUCUUCAAUAUGAGAGGAAUAGGUCACUAACCAAAGAAGAGAUCGCUAGUUUUUGGAGAUUGAAGAAGAUGGAAGAGGAAGAACUUUUCUUUCUUAAAGCUUCUCAUAGACUCUCAAAGGAAGAUAAGAGUGAGCCUCUUUCUCCAAGUCUUGUAAAGGAAGAAGAUAGUAUGGAACCACUUCUAAAGAAACAUGGCUGGUGGAUUAGUAGCAAGUGGGCUUUUUUGAAUGAACCACCAAACAUGUCAUGGAAAGCAACAUCCAAUUAUGUUGCACAAUUUCACAUUGCUACUAAACACAUUGAUACCUUUGAUCUCCAGCCAGCUUCUAAAGGCAUUACUGCUUAAAGACCACAAUAUUUAUAAAAAAAAUUGUUGGUUUGUUACAUUAAGUCAUUAUCUUAUUUAUAUAACGAUGAUAUCAUAGUCCAAAACUGGAAUUUGUAAUAUCGUUGUAAACGUGUAAAUUGUGUGUGUUUGGGUCUUGAAGUGUACAUUUAUUAAACGUAUCAUGUCGUUUUAUAUAUGUUAUGGUGUUUUGUAUAGUA